This is a messenger RNA of Glycine soja, 995 nucleotides long. Its product is annotated as synaptotagmin-5-like. The record is from RefSeq and is a predicted model, not a curated record. Gene Ontology annotation, molecular function: lipid binding. The transcript has 7 exons. The coding region runs from base 1 to 480 and encodes 159 amino acids. Lineage: Eukaryota; Viridiplantae; Streptophyta; Magnoliopsida; Fabales; Fabaceae. Gene Ontology annotation, cellular component: endoplasmic reticulum.
AUGGUGACAAGUACACAGCUAAAGGUAAAAAAUAUUGGAUUCACUGGGGUUUUCUGGUUGAUCUUCAAUCCACUAGUAGAUGAGUUCCCUGCUUUUGGAGCUGUUUACUUUUCCUUGAAAGAGAAGAGAGAUCUGGAUUUUACUCUCAAGGUUAUUGGUGGCGAUUUAUCAACUUUACCGGGGAUAUCUGAUGCUAUAGAGGAAACAAUUAGAGAUGCCAUUGAAGACUCUAUAACUUGGCCAGUACGCAAAGUUAUACCAAUUCUACCCGGGGAUUACAGUAAUCUAGAGUUGAAACCGGUUGGAAUACUAGAAGUAAAACUAGUGCAAGCUAAGAACUUAACAAAUAAAGAUAUAAUUGGGAAAUCCGAUCCUUAUGCUGUCAUAUUUGUACGCCCCCUCCGUGACAGAACCAAAACCAGUAAAAUAAUGAACAACCAGUUGAAUUCAUUAUUGAAGAUGCGUCAACGCAGCACUUGACGGUAAGAAUAUUCGAUGAUGAAGGCGUUCAGGCUUCUGAACUUCUUGGCUUCGCUGAAGGACCUUGAACCUGGUAAAGUCAAGGACGUGUGGCUUAAGCUGGUUAAGGAUUUGGAGGUCCAUAGAGAUAACGAAAUGUUAAUUCUUGAAGUCUACGAUCAUGAUACGUUUGGCAAGGAAAAAAUUGGAAGAGUGAUCUUGACACUGACCAAGGUCAUCUUAGAAGGGGAAUACAAUGAAACUUAUCCUCUAGAUGGCGCUAAAUCGGGAAAUAUUUCUUUGCAUUUGAAGUGGACUCCACAGCACAAUUUUCGGGAUCCUUAGAAGCCUUUUGUACGUAUUUAUUUUAUAUUUGAUAAACCUAUCGAAGCCUCAUAGAAUUUCAGACAAAAUGAGUAUUGUAUCAACAAACAAAAGCAUUGCAUUCCAGUGUAAAUAUAGGAUUUCAUAUUAUAUUACACCAUUUUUCUUCUCUUCAAAAAUAUAAUUAAAUUCAAAGAAGUUUUCUUGGAGUA